Messenger RNA from Zalophus californianus (California sea lion), 8644 nucleotides. It is a transcript of the gene POLR3A, whose product is annotated as RNA polymerase III subunit A. The record is from RefSeq and is a predicted model, not a curated record. Gene Ontology annotation, biological process: DNA-templated transcription. Bases 129 to 4391 code for a protein of 1420 amino acids. Gene Ontology annotation, molecular function: DNA binding; DNA-directed RNA polymerase activity. NCBI's taxonomy places the organism in Eukaryota, Metazoa, Chordata, Mammalia, Carnivora, Otariidae. The transcript has 30 exons.
CUCUACGGUGGCCGACAGGAUGCCGCCGAGGUGUUAGCAACGAGGCGAGAAGCACCCUCGGGAGGUACGGCGAGCUACGUUUCUCUAGCUCCGGGAGUAUCGAGGAGGGUACCCCGGCAGCCGUCACCAUGGUGAAGGAACAGUUCCGAGAGACGGAUGUCGCCAAGAAAAUAAGCCACAUCUGUUUUGGAAUGAAGUCCCCUGAGGAGAUGCGCCAGCAGGCCCACAUCCAGGUUGUGAGUAAGAACCUGUACAGCCAGGACAACCACCAUGCUCCCUUGCUGUAUGGUGUGCUUGACCACAGGAUGGGUACAAGUGAGAAGGACCGUCCUUGUGAAACCUGUGGGAAAAACUUGGCUGACUGUCUGGGCCACUAUGGCUACAUUGACUUGGAGUUGCCCUGCUUUCACGUGGGCUACUUCAGAGCAGUUAUCGGCAUCUUACAGAUGAUCUGUAAAACCUGUUGCCACAUCAUGCUGUCCCAGGAGGAGAAGAAGCAGUUUCUGGAUUAUCUGAAGAGGCCUGGCCUGACCUACCUCCAGAAACGUGGACUGAAGAAGAAAAUCUCUGAUAAGUGCCGAAAGAAGAACAUCUGCCAUUACUGUGGGGCUUUUAAUGGUACCGUAAAGAAAUGUGGAUUACUGAAGAUAAUUCAUGAGAAGUACAAGACCAACAAAAAAGUGGUGGAUCCUGUCGUAUCAAAUUUCCUUCAGUCUUUUGAAACAGCCAUCGAGCAUAACAAAGAAGUAGAACCACUGCUGGGAAGGGCACAGGAAAACUUGAAUCCCUUAGUAGUUCUGAAUUUAUUCAAACGAAUCCCAGCUGAAGAUGUCCCUCUACUUCUAAUGAACCCAGAAGCUGGAAAGCCCUCUGAUUUGAUUCUCACACGACUUUUAGUGCCCCCUUUGUGUAUCAGACCCUCUGUCGUGAGCGAUUUGAAGUCUGGCACCAAUGAAGAUGAUCUGACGAUGAAAUUGACAGAAAUCAUUUUCCUAAAUGACGUCAUUAAAAAGCAUCGGAUAUCAGGAGCAAAGACCCAGAUGAUCAUGGAAGACUGGGAUUUCCUGCAACUGCAGUGUGCCCUUUACAUUAACAGCGAGCUCUCAGGCAUUCCCCUCAACAUGGCGCCCAAGAAAUGGACCAGAGGUUUCGUCCAGCGCCUAAAGGGAAAACAGGGUCGAUUUAGAGGCAAUCUCUCAGGAAAGAGAGUGGAUUUUUCUGGCAGAACAGUCAUCUCACCUGACCCCAAUCUCAGGAUUGAUGAGGUAGCUGUGCCAGUUCACGUGGCCAAAAUUCUUACUUUUCCUGAGAAGGUGAACAAAGCAAACAUCAAUUUUUUGAGGAAACUGGUUCGAAAUGGCCCUGAAGUUCACCCAGGAGCCAAUUUCAUUCAGCAGAGACACACGCAGAUGAAAAGGUUUUUGAAGUACGGAAAUAGGGAAAAGAUGGCCCAGGAGCUCAAGUACGGGGACAUCGUGGAGAGACACCUCAUAGACGGAGAUGUGGUGCUGUUCAACCGGCAGCCGUCGCUGCACAAACUGAGCAUUAUGGCGCAUCUGGCCAAGGUCAAGCCGCACCGGACCUUCAGAUUUAACGAGUGUGUCUGUACACCCUACAAUGCGGAUUUCGAUGGCGAUGAGAUGAACCUUCAUCUUCCUCAAACGGAGGAAGCUAAAGCAGAGGCCCUUGUUCUGAUGGGGACGAAAGCAAAUCUGGUAACACCAAGGAAUGGAGAACCACUGAUUGCUGCUAUUCAGGAUUUUCUGACAGGUGCCUAUCUCCUCACCCUUAAGGACACUUUCUUUGACCGCGCCAAGGCUUGCCAAAUCAUUGCUUCAAUAUUGGUUGGCAAGGAUGAGAAAAUUAAAGUUCACCUCCCACCCCCGACAAUACUAAAGCCUGUCACCCUAUGGACAGGAAAGCAGAUCUUCAGUGUCAUCCUCAGACCAAGUGAUGACAACCCAGUGAGGGCCAACCUCCGAACCAAGGGCAAGCAGUACUGCGGCAAAGGAGAAGAUCUCUGUGUCAAUGAUUCCUACGUUACUAUCCAGAACAGUGAGCUGAUGAGUGGCAGUAUGGACAAGGGAACUCUGGGGUCCGGAUCCAAAAACAACAUUUUCUACAUUUUGCUGCGAGACUGGGGGCAGAACGAAGCGGCCGAUGCGAUGUCGCGGCUUGCCAGGCUGGCUCCUGUCUACCUCUCAAACCGUGGAUUCUCCAUUGGGAUUGGUGACGUCACACCUGGUCAAGGACUGCUGAAGGCCAAGUAUGAGUUGCUGAAUGCUGGCUAUAAAAAAUGUGAUGAGUACAUCGAAGCCCUGAACACAGGCAAGCUGCAGCAGCAGCCUGGCUGCACCGCUGAGGAGACUCUGGAGGCUCUGAUCCUGAAGGAGCUGUCUGUGAUCCGAGACCACGCAGGCAGUGCCUGUCUCCGGGAGCUAGAUAAGAGCAACAGCCCACUCACCAUGGCUCUGUGCGGCUCCAAGGGUUCUUUCAUUAACAUAUCACAGAUGAUUGCCUGUGUGGGACAGCAGGCCAUCAGUGGCUCUCGAGUGCCAGAUGGCUUUGAAAACAGGUCCUUGCCUCACUUUGAAAAACACUCAAAGCUCCCAGCUGCCAAAGGCUUUGUGGCUAAUAGCUUUUAUUCCGGUUUGACACCGACCGAGUUUUUCUUCCACACAAUGGCUGGCCGGGAAGGUCUCGUCGACACAGCCGUAAAGACCGCUGAAACAGGGUACAUGCAGAGGAGGCUCGUCAAGUCCCUUGAAGAUCUGUGCUCACAGUAUGACCUGACAGUCCGAAGCUCUACGGGUGAUAUUAUCCAGUUCAUUUACGGGGGAGAUGGCUUGGAUCCUGCAGCUAUGGAGGGAAAAGAUGAACCGUUAGAGUUCAAAAGAGUUCUGGACAACAUCAAAGCAGUCUUCCCGUGUCAGAGCGAGCCUGCGCUAAGUAAAAAUGAACUGGUCCUGACCACUGAGUCGAUCAUGAAGAAGACUGAGUUCCUCUGCUGCCAGGACAGCUUCCUGCAGGAAAUAAAAAAUUUCGUCAAGGGCGUUUCUGAGAAGAUCAAGAAGACCAGAGAUAAAUACGGCAUCAACGACAACGGCACGACAGAGGUAGCGCUCAGCUUCCCCGACGGGCUCGGGUGCCCCCAACGGGCUCGGGUCCCGCAGCCUGACCCGCACACUUGGUUUCUGUCCCUACAGCCCCGUGUGUUGUACCAGUUGGACCGGAUCACCCCCACCCAAAUCGAAAAGUUCCUGGAGACCUGUAGGGACAAGUACAUGAGGGCGCAGAUGGAGCCAGGUUCUGCGGUGGGCGCACUGUGUGCCCAGAGCAUUGGGGAGCCAGGCACCCAGAUGACCCUGAAGACUUUCCACUUCGCGGGCGUGGCGUCCAUGAACAUCACCCUGGGUGUGCCCCGGAUCAAAGAGAUCAUCAAUGCUUCCAAGGCCAUCAGCACCCCGAUCAUCACGGCGCAGCUGGAUAAGGACGACGACGCGGACUACGCUCGCCUCGUGAAGGGCAGAAUCGAGAAAACCCUCUUGGGAGAGAUUUCCGAGUAUAUUGAAGAAGUGUUUCUUCCGGAUGACUGCUUUAUCCUCGUCAAGCUCUCCCUGGAACGGAUCAGACUUCUGAGACUGGAAGUGAACGCUGAGACGGUGCGCUAUUCCAUCUGCAUGUCCAAGCUCCGCGUGAAGCCUGGCGAUGUGGCCGUUCACGGCGAGGCUGUGGUGUGUGUCACCCCCAGAGAGAACAGCAAGAGCUCCAUGUACUAUGUGCUGCAGUUCCUGAAGGAGGAUCUCCCCAAGGUGGUGGUGCAGGGCAUCCCGGAGGUUUCCAGAGCUGUCAUCCACAUCGACGAGCAGAGCGGAAAGGAGAAGUACAAGCUCCUGGUGGAGGGUGAUAACCUGCGGGCGGUCAUGGCCACCCACGGUGUGAAGGGCACCCGCACCACUUCCAAUAACACCUAUGAGGUGGAGAAAACUCUGGGCAUCGAAGCUGCCCGGACAACGAUCAUCAACGAAAUCCAGUACACGAUGGUCAACCACGGCAUGAGCAUCGACAGGAGGCACGUGAUGCUGCUGUCCGACCUGAUGACCUACAAGGGUGAAGUCCUGGGCAUCACGAGGUUUGGCCUGGCCAAGAUGAAGGAGAGUGUGCUGAUGCUGGCCUCCUUUGAGAAGACAGCUGACCAUCUCUUCGAUGCGGCCUACUUUGGGCAGAAGGACUCCGUGUGUGGGGUGUCUGAAUGCAUCAUCAUGGGGAUCCCUAUGAACAUUGGAACUGGGCUCUUCAAGCUGCUGCACAAGGCCGACAGGGACCCAAGCCCUCCCAGGAGACCCCUGAUCUUCGACACAAACGAAUUCCACAUCCCCCUUGUCACAUAGUCCAGGGAGGAGGGGACUGUUCCUGACCUCAGCUCCUUGUCCCAUCUGGAAAGAGGUCAAGACUGGCAGCUGACCCAGAGAGCUUGUGCUCCCUGGGACAGACUCUGAUGUCCCCACCGUGCCGUCACGCCGAGAAGGCCUCCGUGUCCCCGGGAGCAGCUCGCCUGCGACCCUGAUCACACCACAGUGCCUGGUCGGGAGAACUGAGGUUUGUCUGUUUGAAACCCUAGCCUCACCAGGAGGCCCCGGCCAGGCAUCUUUGCUCAUUCUCACCUCACCCUUCCAACUACUGGCUUUCAGGAGUGUCACACCAUGACCCAGAGCCAGCCAUAAGCUCCAAGACGAAGGCCUGUUCCUGGUUUUUCUGUUCCUCAGUCAUGGUCGAAUCUUUUCACGUGGCCUACACAUAUAAAUAUUAUCACCGUUAUUUAUUUGUUCAGUUUGAAGAAUUUGGAGUUGUUGUUAUUUUGGCUUUACUUUUAAAAUUUGAAAGCAAGAGGCUAUAAAAACCAAGAAAACCAGCAUUGAAGUGUCACCGGAAAAACUGGUUAAGCAGAUGGAACUGCCUGGGAUUUGUAACUAAGCUAAAACCGUCAUGAGGCCCAAGCUGCUCUGAAACAUCUUUUACAGACACCUCUGACCACCCCAUUGUUCUUGUCUACGUCUGACCUCCAUGGCGGGGAGCCUGCCUUGUGACGAGAGUGGGACCCAUUGUUCACGGCCGAUAGAAGCCUUGCCGGAGUUCGGAGCCCGCUGCGGUGGGGACAGUCAGUGUGUGUGGAGGUGAUGGGUGAGGCUGGUCCAGGCCCCUACACUGCCUGGGUGGUAACCACACCCCCCAAGGUAUCCGUACAGCUGGCCUGCCCCCCAUAUCCACAGAGCAAGCAGGGCAGGUGCAGAGCUAUGGCCUAAAAAGUGCCCUGGGGGCACAGGUGGGGUAGGGCCUUUCUGGGUAGAGGCAGGGGUGAAAGGGCCACCCAGACAGGAAGGGAGGAGGCCCACGUGGGGGUGGAGAGGGAACAGAGCUGGCGGCGUGCCCAUUGGGCAGUAGCAGGCUACUGGAAGAGUAGAUCUGUAAUGAUCGAAAGCACCUGUCAGGCGGCAGGAGACCAGCAGGGUGUCCCAGGAAGACCCCACAUGGCUUGUGAUGGGGGUUUGUGCAACAGAGGAAGGAAAUGUACACAGCUUAUCUUUGCAGAAGGGUUUCGCUGCCAGAGACCGUGAUUCUUUGUACUGAAUUUGCUCAGUAAGAUUGGGCCAGGGUCACGGAUAAGAAAUGGUAUGGCUGCCACUCUCUACUCCGUCUGGAGGAUGUUCCGUGAAGCCUGCCCUGCCCUUCCCUAUCUGGAGCCAAGUCCCAGUGCUCUGGCUCUUCCUUCCUCACCAGGGGGCCUUGGAAAACCAAGGCUGCUUAGUUGGGAAUGAGAUGAUCAUGAAAGUGGGGCUUCGACCCUACCUUCUGGCUCCACGCAUCUGGGAAGCUCUACUUCUGAAGCGACAUCGCUAAUUUCUCUCAUAUCCAGCCCCUGGAAGAAAACAGCCACCCAAACUGAAGAGAUGUGAGUUUGUUGUUGAGGGAGAAGAUGGUUUGGCUGAUUAAAGAGGUGGGUGUGGAGGAGAAAAAAAAAAAAGGUAGGGCAGGCACUUACAGAAUUCAAGUUGUAGUGCAAAGAAUCACACUUUGCUUCUUGGGACAUUCUCUAGCUGAUUUCCAAAGUUCUGAGUUAAUGCUGCUAAGGUACUUUGUGUAACCAUCAGCUGUGGGGUCUGUGUUAGAAUGAAUGCUUUCUCUCCCAUCCUGAUGGGAUUCCUGAAUUCAGAAUUCUUGACCUGAACCUUUGGCCAUUCUCUGGUUUAAAAUUCUGUUAAAAUUAGUCUGGCCCUGGGGUUUCCCUGCACCCAUGAGGUUGAUUUAGGAAGUUCUCUUAAGGUGAAAAAGUGUCAUUUUUCAUGUUCCACCCACUCCCUAUCUCUGAACUGAGCUAGCCUGGUUCGCAACACAGAUUAAGUCUGUUACAGGGGUGCCACCUGGAACCUCACCACAGGCCUCGCUUCCCUCGUACAACCUGCAAAGAGCCACAGUACCACAGCUGCCUUCCUGAAAACCUGCCUGGGGAAUAAGCCUUGGGCCUGCUCGGAUCCAGAACUACGAGAAGGCACACGAGGGCCGUGAGAGGGAGGGCUCCCAGAAUGAGAGGGAGCACCAGCGCCCGCUUUCCUCUGUGUGCCGCGCACCUGGACUGGGGAGGGGAACCGGUGUGUGCCACUGUGAGUAAUAAAGACGGCCCCGCCAGGAGCCUCAUCCUGCUUGAGCGAGGCCCCUGGGUGCCGACGAGCCUGGGUGAGAGGUAUGUGAUUGUGCUGCGCGCAGGCAGGGGGUGGGGGUCGAUCAGCAUGUGGCCUUGCGCGGACAGAAGGGUUACGUGAAGCAGCGCACCCCCCCAAGCCAAGACCCUGUGUCCUCGGAGCUCUGCCGGGACCCCUGGCAAGGCAGCGUUGCCUGGUGAGCCCUGCUCUGUGCUCCCUGCUGUGUGUGUGCCGUAGCUGGGUGUGCAAAUGGGAUGGGAUGGUCUGCUGCCCUGGUGUUGGGCUUUAUGCAAGCACAGAACUCAGACACCAGAUCCAGAGAGCAAUGUCUUCUCAACAGUAAGCUCCAUUGAAGGUUGGGAUUUUACUCUGGCCCUGUUGGGGAAGAAAUAAGAAAAAUACAUUUUAACGGUCUCAUCUGUUAGCAAAUUCAUAUUCAUUCUGACUAGUCAUCUGUCCAGUCCUUUGCCCUUUUUACGUCUUUUGUACAAGGGGAUUAAAAUAGCGAUUGACUCAGUGAGAGCCCCCUGCUUGUUCAGCGCUUUGGGGGUGGGAGAGACAUUCUGGAGUCUCCCAGUGUCUGUGUCAGAGUCAAAUCAUGGUGCUGUGUCUCUGUUUCAGGGUUUAUCCGUGUGUAUUCACAUUGAUUCAUGUCUGACUGACACCAUAGAAUGAUUAUUUUUCUUGAAUUUUGGCUGCCUCUAGACAGAAUUCUUCUUUUUUAGGAAAACUGAAAUAAGGAAAACUUACUCUACAUGUAACAGUAGCAGUUCAUCCCUGUGGGUUGUGAAAAAGGGUGACUGAGAUGCGAAUGGGCUCCAACUCCUACAAUAAUUAAUGUCCCCUGCCACAAGCCCACCCCUCAGGUGCUGGAGGUCAGCAGUGAGCUCUGCGCCCCUCCCCGCCCCCGUCGUGUAGCUAAUUCAAACCCAUUGGGACACAAUGCAGUAUCUCCUGGAAGUACCACCUAGCUGGGAUCAAGUGCCUCGCCUGACUGUUCAGAAGUUCGUUCAGUGAAUAAAGGCCUACAAUGUUCUAGGUACUAAAAGAGCAGCAGUAAAUAAAACCGGUAAAUCAGAUACCAGUGCAUCUAAAAACAAGUCUUCAGCAGAAGGGGCAGAGCCAAGAGGUGGUAGAUCAAGCCUGCAAAUAUGUGUCCAGCAUGUAGGGUCCCAGCUGCAGUACUGAGGGUCUUGGGGGGUCUGGCACCUCCAGCUCAGUGGAACAAAGAGAAUGGUCUCUCGGCCAGCACAGCCCCUGGUUCCAGCCCCUCUGCAGUGCCCUUCACACUGCUGAUUGGCCUCCAUCCUUUGGACUGGGGUUCUAGAGGGUGGGCCCUGAGCAGAGGACAUAAGGCUGCAGUUACUGGGAAUGGAGGCUCCCAUACUUACCCCACGUUCCAUGUACAGUGUUCAUAAGCAGACAUUUAAGUCCAUGAAGGUUUGCUAAGCUUCUGCUCUGUGCCAGGUGGUGUGCGGGCCUCAGAGAAAAUCCCUGCGUGCAUGGGGCUUACCCUCUGGUCAGGGUCAGCUUGUGGUUAAGAGCCUGGUUUCUAUGAACAGACUAUCAGAAUGCAAAUCCCAAUUUCCCCUUUCUGUCUGGUGACCUUAAACUAAUGAUUUAACCUCUCCCUCAUAAGAUAGGAAUGCUAUUUAGUGGUACCUGACUCCUAGGGUCGUUGUGAAGUUUCAGUGUGAUUUUGCAUAUAAGAUCCAGGUACGGUGUCUGGCACAAAGGACACACUCAUUAAGUGUUUGCAGUUACGGUGACCAUCAGUACUUUUACUAGAAAACAUGGUCUGAGAAUUCAGUACCAAAACCCAAACUCAGGGCACCUGGGUGGCUCAGUUGUUAGGCGUCUGCCUUUGGUUCAGGUCAUGAUCCCAGAGUCCUUGGAUCGAGCCCCACAUCGGGCUCCCUGCUCCACGGGAAGCCUGCUUCUCCCUC